AUGGAUCCAUCCCCGACAGCCUUUAUCCCGAAGCCUCUUCGUAUUAUCGUUAUAGGCGCUGGAAUAUCGGGUAUUCAGUGUUUAAAAGACGUAACUACACGGUUACAAAAUGUCAGCAUCACUGCUUACGAUAAGAACAGCCAGGAAGGAGGAACCUGGGCCGAAAAUAGAUACCCUGGAUGCUCAUGUGAUAUCCCAUCCCACGCCUACCAAUACAGCUGGAACCCCAAUCCUCGGUGGAGCCGCUUGUAUGCAGAGGCAUCUGAAAUUCUGGAUUAUCUGAAAGCGACGGUGACUAAAUUCAAUCUCCGACAAUACAUUCAAUUCAAUACAACAUGCACCGGAGCAAGUUGGGAUGAGAGACACUCUGAAUGGCAUGUUACCUUGCAAAAAAGUGGGGUUCCUGACAAAGAAAUCAAGGUCAAAUGCGAUGUUUUCAUUCUUGCCACAGGAAGGCUGAACAACUGGAAGCUACCAGACAUAGAAGGCCUUAACAAGUUUCAAGGAUCUGUAAUACACACAGCUGACUGGCAAAGCGGCUUAGACUAUCGUGGUAAGGAUAUAGCUGUGAUAGGAAAUGGAGCAAGCUCAACCCAGUGUUUAGCCAAGUUAAGCAAAGAUGCGAAAUCUAUUGGCAAUUUUAUUCGUGGACCAACAUAUCUGGUCCCGCAUGUCUUCUCUCACAAUGGAGAACCGCAGGUCAACUAUUCCAAAGAUACAAUCGAGGAGUUUGAAAAUAACCCUAGCUCAUACCUCCAAUUCCGCCAACAGCUGGAACAAAAGCUAGCCCAUAGUUUUAAAGGUCUUUGGGCCGAGUCAAAAGCUGCGGAAGAAUUUACACAAACUGCAAAGCAGCACAUGAUCAAAAAGAUUGAGGAUCCGCAUGCUUUAGAGGCUCUCCUUCCAACUGACUACAAGGCUGGUUGUCGCCGUUUCACACCUGCCGACAUGUACAUGGAGGCUUUGAAUCAGUCGAAUGUUGAGCUCAUUUCUACCCCUAUCAAGCUAGUGGAAGGAGAUGCUAUCAUCACGAGUGACGGCAAACGGCGUACAUAUGAUAUAAUUGUCUGCGGUACAGGAUUCGAGCCUUAUACGCCAAGGUUUCCAAUUAAAGGCCGGGGAGCAGCUGAUUUGUCAGACCUAUGGUCAAUGGAGGGUGGUUAUGAGAGCUACUUGGCAGCAACAGUCGCUGGCUUCCCUAACUUCUUCGUUUUCAAUCCGCCCAUGUGUCCAGUGAACGGUUCAGCAUACCCGGGAAUCGAGCGAGCGAGCGACUACAUGAUCAGAGUAAUAGACAGGCUUCAGACAGAUUGCUUGAAAUCGGUCUGUGUUAAACAGUCAGCCCAAGACGCUUUCAACCAGUGGGCUCAAUCACGUAUGCAUGAGAUGGUCUGGACGGGGCCAUGUUCAUCGUGGUAUAAGCUCUCUAAUGGAAAAGUCAUAGUUCCUUGGCCAGGGACAAUGCUGCACUACUACGCCGCUACAAAGAUAGUAAGAUGGGAGGACUAUGAUAUGGAGUUUGAGGACAAGAAGCAAAAGUUUGCAAGUUUCGGAAAUGGUAUAACUCUAUUUUCCAUGCACGAGUUACUCUUAUUUGGCAAGCCAUCCUCAAUACUCGCCUUGACCUAUGAUUACAUCCUUAUUACACUGGACGGAAAGUCCGUGCAAAGCGAAGAGGGUGAAGCUCUUGUCAAGAUAAUUCGCCCGGCAGCCCGUAAGAAAACUACCAAAGUCAUCAUCGGCAUUGUCUUCUUGGAUCCCAGAGAUUGGUUUCUAGAGAAAUUUGGUCUACCAGGUGAUCAGGUUACCAGUGGCGGUCUAGGUUUACCAACACAUUCUGGCAAGACCACGAACCUUCCAGUCUACCCGUCGACCUAUGUUGAUUUGGUAAGGAAGUCCAAUGUGGCAUACAUGGAUAACAUCGGCAAUGGUUUCAUCCUGGAUGAUUACGUCCCUCAAUUUCGAGCACCUUUCCAGAGCUUCUAG
Fusarium proliferatum ET1 is the source of this 1986-nucleotide messenger RNA. RefSeq names its product monooxygenase family protein. The transcript is spliced from 8 exons. The coding region runs from base 1 to 1986 and encodes 661 amino acids. The record is from RefSeq and is a predicted model, not a curated record. Lineage: Eukaryota; Fungi; Ascomycota; Sordariomycetes; Hypocreales; Nectriaceae. Gene Ontology annotation, molecular function: N,N-dimethylaniline monooxygenase activity; NADP binding; flavin adenine dinucleotide binding.